Messenger RNA from Dipodomys spectabilis (banner-tailed kangaroo rat), 2670 nucleotides. RefSeq names its product RAB30, member RAS oncogene family (gene Rab30). The transcript is spliced from 5 exons. The coding region runs from base 194 to 805 and encodes 203 amino acids. Lineage: Eukaryota; Metazoa; Chordata; Mammalia; Rodentia; Heteromyidae. Gene Ontology annotation, molecular function: GTPase activity; GTP binding. The record is from RefSeq and is a predicted model, not a curated record. Gene Ontology annotation, biological process: Rab protein signal transduction. Gene Ontology annotation, cellular component: trans-Golgi network.
CCCUGCUGCUGUUGGGCUGGCGAUUGCCGCUCGCUCCAGCUGAGCUCAGAGUAGCAGCCGCACCGGGGCAGGGACGGACUGCAGCCCUUGGACUCGGGACACCGCAGCACCUUCCCUUGCGAGCGUGACUCAUUCUCACAUCAUUUCUGUUUAUGCCCGGGGUGGGGAGAAAAAUCCCAAACCAGCUGUGUAAAUGAGUAUGGAAGAUUAUGACUUCCUGUUCAAAAUCGUUUUAAUUGGCAACGCCGGUGUGGGGAAGACGUGCCUAGUCCGACGAUUCACUCAGGGUCUUUUCCCCCCAGGUCAAGGAGCCACAAUUGGAGUUGAUUUUAUGAUUAAGACAGUGGAGAUCAAUGGUGAAAAAGUAAAGCUACAGAUCUGGGACACUGCAGGACAGGAGAGAUUUCGCUCCAUUACCCAGAGUUAUUACCGCAGCGCCAAUGCCUUGAUCCUCACCUAUGACAUUACCUGUGAGGAAUCCUUCCGCUGCCUGCCUGAGUGGCUGCGAGAGAUAGAACAGUAUGCCAGCAACAAGGUCAUCACCGUGCUAGUGGGCAACAAGAUUGACCUGGCUGACAGGAGAGAGGUCUCCCAGCAGAGAGCUGAGGAAUUCUCAGAAGCUCAGGACAUGUAUUACCUGGAGACUUCAGCCAAGGAAUCAGAUAACGUAGAGAAACUCUUCCUUGACUUAGCAUGCCGACUCAUCAGAGAAGCCAGACAGAACACACUGGUGAACAAUGUAUCCUCCCCCUUACCCGGAGAAGGGAAAAGCAUCAGCUAUUUGACUUGCUGUAAUUUCAACUAAAGGCUGAGAGACGAGGAGAAGCAAGAGGAAUCAGCAGCUGCCCUUGACGGGGCCAUGAGUUGCUAGGGAGCUCUGGCGGUGACUGUGGCCCCCGCUCUCGGACCUUCUGAAUCCUGUGGGCUCCUGAGCUUACAAAGCAUGCAGGCCAAGGGCCUUGUCCAUAGGCCAGCAUUAGCAGAACCUAUCUUUCAUCUUUUUGCAGUCUGGAGCUGGAGCAAGGAGAAAAUUGCGCCAAGUGCUCCAUGAUCUGCAGAGCAUGUUGCUUUUGUUUUUUUCAAAAGGCAAGUUAAAGCGCAUUCCUGAACAUAGUCCAGGGGGUAAUAUACUGUAGGAUUCCCUCCUGCACGUCAGCGGGUGCAUGCCGGGUUGCGGGGGGGGCGGGGGCUGCUCUUUAGGGCUUCAGUGGUAAUCUCCUGGUGGCCCUGUUGUCUUGUCCACCAGAGACAGCCAAACUGGCAAGGCCAAGGACUACCUCUGUGGUGGGUGUUAAUGACCCCCCCCUUCCCCACCAUGGAGAGUUUGAAAAGUGUUAUUUCUUCCGUCCACAGGCACUUUCAAAAACUUUGGGAAGUAAACAUGAAAUGAAACCUUUACCCAUGACCAACAGUAACACUUAAAUUGUUUUAAUAAUAUAUACAAGCUCCAUGACUCCUUUUGGUGCUAAUGAUUCUGCUCUAUCACAGACCAAACAUGUUUAGUACUUCGAUGUCCUUACAUGUAUUCCAGAGAAAUAAAAAAAAAAAAAAGAAACUGGGGGAAAUCUAUGAAUCAGCACUCUUUUUCAAAGUCUCAUUAUUACCUAGACUAGAUUUGUUGGAAAAGAGGAUCCUUUUUUUUGCUUUCAUUAUUCCCCAUUAAAUCUCUUCUGGCAGUUUUCUUCUAUUAUUUCAGUUUUCCUGCUCUUUGAGCAAAUAAAGAUUGGAAAAAAUAAGAAUGAUUAAUGCUAUUCUAAUGUCAACAAUUAGUUGUAAGACUUUGAACAUAAUAUGAAAAAACUGAACAGAUACGACCAAAAUACUGUGGAUUAAUGGACUGCAAAGCAGGGUUCCAGGCAGAGUGCAGUCCUUAAUAACAGGUCAUAUUCUUUACUUCCUGGUACUAUCCUUGGACAGACCAAGGCUUAAGAUUUUGUAGAUAUCUUAGUAUAGUAAGUGAGAAUAACAACAGAUGAAGUCUCACAAACCAGUUUUGUAUAUCUUCAAUGACUUUAGAAAAAUCCUGUAUGUGGAAACAGGAUGAGCUGUCAUUUAUCAUCUCAUAACAAUGUUACUCUCAGAUCCAUAAGACAUUCUUGUGUCUUUCUCUUCUGUUUCCUGGUCUCCUUUUGGUUCUCCUCUCUCUCUCAUUCUGAUAUGCAUGUGUUACUGAAAAUCUCCAAUUCAAAUGGAGGGAUCUAGGCCUUUACUUAGCCAGUUUUAAAACAGGAGUCAAGUAGGAAGAUGUGCUGUUGAGCAUGUAUUCCUUUUUUUCAGUGCCGUACUCUCAUACCUUCCUAUUUGUUCACUGAUAGGCAUGCAAAUUGGGGAAGUAAUUAAACCUGUAUGCUGUCAGUACUGUCAGAUGUUUGGGCAGCUUGCUGCCUACCAGACCUGAGGGAUGAAUAUAGAAUAAGGAUAUGACAUGUCAUUCCAUUGUUGCUUUAGAUGGUGACAGUCUCGGCUCUGAUGUGUUGAUGAUGUUUGAAAGCUAUUUCAUUGGAAAGGGUUGAGUCAUGCCAGGCCUGAUAUUGAUAAAGCAUUUGUGGAACUUCUCUGUCAGGCUCCAGAAUAACCAAUCUUUUCACAUGAGAUGACAUGUACACAAAUUGUGAAGGGACUCUUACUUCUUGUUGGUUCCACUGUUUUCUUGGAAGGCCAAUUGGACCC